This is a messenger RNA of Striga asiatica, 969 nucleotides long. NCBI's taxonomy places the organism in Eukaryota, Viridiplantae, Streptophyta, Magnoliopsida, Lamiales, Orobanchaceae. The record is from the annotation of a GenBank genome assembly.
AUGUCAAUCACUUCCGUCUUCGACCUUAUCCCAUCGGUUGUCCCAUCCCCUGCUAUUGAAGAAGCUUUUGGGGGUAUUCUAUUUCGGCUGGCAAGACCGGAGGUUGUAUACAAGAAAGGAGGUUUCAAAGAGUAUUGCCCGCUCAAGACGUUCCGAUGCGAAAUGCUAAAAGAGAUCCUUGCUAAGCUUCUUUCCCAGGUAGUUUCCGGUCGGCGUCCUUGUCAACGGAAUUCUCCACCACUACUGAAUCUUAAGGAGACAUUUCGACGUCCUUUUGUGCGGUCUAGGGUGGGGAUGAUGUAUACUGUCCGAUUCCCUUCAGAAAUGGGUGCAAAAAAAGUCCCCUUGAAGACGAAGAGUUACGUUUACGUUAUCUACGUGAUCUGGGUUUGCGGAGAAGUCUGUCCUGAACUUCGGAAAGAGAGCGUCCAAUACCAAAAAGAGGCAUUCGCGUGUCGUGUCCGCAUCACUUUCUCUAUUCGUUCGCUUCUCCCUUUCUUUCUCGUGAUCAUGCGUUUGCUCUUCGAUCUCCUCCAUUUUGGGCAAGAGGCGGCCGCUAACAAAAAGCACAAAGGCAAUAUCCUCUAUAAGAGGUGCCCUGGCCUUCGCAUUCUUCGCCAAGGGCCUCUAACGUACAUCCACCCCUUUGCCAAUGUUUCCAGUAAAGCUGGCACCAAGUUACACAAAAUGAGGGGCAAAGUCUUGCUCCUGCCCAUCUCUGUCGUCUGUCAAGGCAGCUACGAGCAAGCGCUAGCUACAGUGCAUGCGACGCAACACAUACACAAUAUAUCAAAUAAAAGUGAAACACCAACGCCGUCAUGCCUCGCUUUCAUGCAGCUGUCUUCUCUUCUUUCCUUCCUGUUAUUACCAUGCGCUGGAACGAUCGCUGCCCUAGCACUUCCCUCUGUACUCGCUUCGAUCGCUGUACUGUAUUGCACAUUCUCUCCAGACUAUCCUUCCUCUGCCUAA